GUCUUCUCCCCAUUCGUUAAAAUUAUUUCAGCAAAUGCAUUUUAAAAACUCUAGUCAUCACCUGUUUCUUCCGUCUUCUUUGUCUCCCCAUAACCAAAAUUCACAAAUUUCAUCCAAAUCCUUCUUGUAUGAUUGUUGUUUUUCUCUUCAAAUCUAAGAAGUUUUUGAUAACAGUUGUUUCAAUAUGGUGUUGUCGGGGCUACAAGGUAUCUCUAAAAGGAAAACUUCAUCUUCAUUGUCAUUAGAAUUGUCGUUGUCUCAUCUAGGUGUUAAUAGAGUAGUGAUAAGGGAGUCUUUGAGAAAGGAUUUAAGGCCUCAGUAUCCAUUCCGGCUAAAGAACUGGUUCAUCAUAGGAUUGCUUCUUGUGAUGGCCAUGGGAUUCUUAGCUCUCACUCUUUUCCUCUUCCUCAAUCUGGAUGUCAAUCAUAGAUCUCCUUCCUCUACCCUCGUCACUUCCUCUCCAGGCAUCAAGGGGGUGUGGAUGGAUGGAUGCCAAGCUCAUGAAGAAGAUUAAGAAUCCAAACCAUUUCGGAGCUACCUGCUGCUAGUGCUCUGUAGUCUGCCUUUGUUUAGCUUCGUGCUACAGCUCGUUGUUUGGUUGCUUUCCAAGACACUAGAUUGGAGUCAAGAUACAUCACAUAGCCAGUUAUAGAGAUUAAAGUAUCCUUAUCACC
Molecule: messenger RNA, 674 nt
Organism: Rubroshorea leprosula
Lineage: Eukaryota; Viridiplantae; Streptophyta; Magnoliopsida; Malvales; Dipterocarpaceae
Source: the annotation of a GenBank genome assembly